This is a messenger RNA of Mycosarcoma maydis (corn smut), 1626 nucleotides long. RefSeq lists its product as uncharacterized. The record is from RefSeq and is a predicted model, not a curated record. Gene Ontology annotation, molecular function: N,N-dimethylaniline monooxygenase activity; flavin adenine dinucleotide binding; NADP binding. NCBI's taxonomy places the organism in Eukaryota, Fungi, Basidiomycota, Ustilaginomycetes, Ustilaginales. Bases 1 to 1626 code for a protein of 541 amino acids. The transcript is spliced from 3 exons.
AUGACUGAGCACUACGACGCGAUCGUCAUUGGCGGCGGCUUUGCAGGCAUCUACCACCUGUAUAUGCUCCGAAAGUUGGGCUUCAAAGUCCACCUCUAUGACGCUGCUCCUGACUUUGGCGGCAUUUGGAGACUCAAUUGCUACCCUGGCGCAAGAGUUGAUAGCGAAGUUCCUCUGUACGGCCUUUCGUUCCCAGAGGUGUGGAAGUCGUGGAACUUUUCGUGCAAGUAUCCAGAGUACAAGGAACUCCGACAGUACUUUCAUCACCUCGAUGAAAAGCUGCAGCUGCGCAAGGACUGCUCCUUCAACCACCGCGUGCACAGCGCUCACUGGGACGAUGCGUCUCAGCAGUGGACCGUCGCUGCUGGACCAAGCAAAGAUCAGACAGUCACCACCACUGCGCAGCAUGUCAUCUUCUGCCUGGGCUUCGCCGCCAAGGUCAACAUCCCCCAGAUCCCCGGCAUGGACAAGUUCAAGGGCCAGAUCAUUCACACAGGUGAAUGGGACGAGGCGAUCGAUUGCACCGGCAAAAAGGUCGGCAUCGUCGGCACAGGUGCCUCGGGCAUCCAGGUGAGCCAGGAGAUCGGUCCUAUCGUCGAGCGCCUCACGGUCUUUGUGCGUACACCCAACCUGGCGCUCCCAAUGCGUCAACAGAAGCUCGAGGCCAGUGCACAAGAAGCCUUCAAAGACAUCUAUCCCGAAAUUUUUGACAAGCGCAAAAAGACGUUUGCCGGCUUCCACUACGACUUUGACCCUCGUGAGACGCUCUCUGUACCCGCCAAAGAGCGCGAGCAACUCUACGAGGAGCUGUGGGCUCGUGGUGGUUUCCACUUUUGGCUUGAGACAUUCCAUGACAUGUAUAUGAACAAGGAAGCCAACAAGACUUCGUACGACUUUUGGCAAAAGAAGGUCGCAGAGCGUAUUCGCGACCCCAAGAAGCGCGAGAUCCUUUGUCCCAAGGAGUGGCCUCACACAUUUGGCACUGUUCGACCUUCGCUCGAGCAGAACUACUACGAGGUGAUGGACCAGGACAAUGUUGAUAUCGUCUCGAUCAAGCGAGGUGGCGACGAAGGCAUCAAGGAGAUCACCGAAAAAGGCAUCCUUCUCAACAGCGGACGAGAGAUUGAGCUCGAUCAAAUCAUUCUAGCGACCGGCUUCGACUCGCACACCGGUGGCUUCAAGCAGAUCGACAUCCGAGGCAAGAACGGUCUACCGCUCACCGAAAAGUGGGCUCAGGGUUGCAACUCGCUCAAUGGGCUCAACACUUCGAAAUUCCCCAACUUCUUUUUCCUAUACGGACCACAUGGACCUACCGCCUACUCGAACGGUCCGUCGACGGUUGAAGUGCAGGCCGAAUGGGUGUGCGAAUUCAUCAAGUACAUGCGCGACAACAACCUGACCACGUUCGAUGUUCAGGACGAGGCAGAGGUCAAGUUCGGCGAGCACAUUAACGAGCUCUCGGCCAAGACGCUCUUCCACGAGAGCCACGGAUGGUACAUGGGACGAAACAUUCCAGGAAAGCCCGUGCAGGCUCUCAACUUCACUGGCGGUAUCCCGAUGUACGUCGCCGAGCUUGCCGAGUGCAAGAAGGGAGGCUACACUGGCUACGAUCUCGUCAAGGCCUAA